Molecule: messenger RNA, 1601 nt
Organism: Macroventuria anomochaeta
Lineage: Eukaryota; Fungi; Ascomycota; Dothideomycetes; Pleosporales; Didymellaceae
Product: MFS general substrate transporter
Exons: 1
Coding region: 73-1551 (492 amino acids)
Biological process (GO): transmembrane transport
Cellular component (GO): fungal-type vacuole membrane
Molecular function (GO): transmembrane transporter activity
Source: RefSeq, a predicted model, not a curated record
AUCGAAAAGCGCGAGUGGUGCACAUCUACAUCACGAACCCCAGAGGUACCAAGAGCUGAAGGACAAGACGAUAUGGAUUCAGCUGCGAAUCCAGCUGUGCAUGUUCGUUCAUCAACCGAGGGACGAACGUAUGAAGAGCUGGAAGAAGUAUGGGAUGGUUUGGUGCGGACAGUAUCCCGGAUGACCAGCAGAUCAAGAAGAGAGAGCAAUGCAGAAAAGUACGCACAGGCUGGUGAUGGCGACGAGCUCACGCCUCAACAGCAUACGCGAUCAGAACGAAGGGAAGACGGCGAAAGGGUUGAUGAGGAAACUGCGAGUCAAAUCGCACGAGACAACUUCCCGGAAGGUGGCAUGCGUGCAUGGCUUGUUGUAGUAGCUGCAUGGCUUCUGCUCUUUCCAUCAUUCGGCUUCAUGGUCUCCAUUGGCACACUGCAAGACUAUUGGGGCCAGCAUCAGCUUGCAGACUUGUCAGCCAGUACAAUUGGAUGGAUACCAUCAGUCUUCGUGUACCUAUCGCUCGCCUUGGGCCUCUUCGUUGGUCCGCUCUUCGACCGUUACGGACCUCGAUGGAUCGCACUGUGCGGUAGCGUUGCCGAGUUGAUCAUGAUCUUUCUGCUGGCCGAGUGCAAGACGUUCUGGCAGAUGAUGCUGUGCUGCGGAGUGCUUGGAGGCCUUUCAGGUGCCCUCUUGACCACCACCAGUUUGGCAGCGGUUGCACAUUGGUUUAAGGAGAGGCGAGGUCUGACACAGGGAAUUGCCAUGAUGGGAUCGAGCUGCGGUGGUCUGGUGAUCCCUCUAGUGUUGAGGACGACACUUCCAAAGUACGGCUACGCUUGGUCGAUGCGCAUCCUCGGCUUCGUGUUCUUGUUCUGCUUCAUCAUCGGCAACAUCCUCAUCAAGGCACGCCUACCUCCUUCAGCAGAGGCGAAAAAGAAGGCCAUUGUCUCGCUGUCGAUAUAUUCUGAUCUACGCCUGGGCCUGUUCACUGUCAGUGUUUUCGGCUUCGAAGUUGUGUUGUUCGGUGCUCUGGGUAUCUUACCUACCUACGCAACCUUGACUACGAGCUUCUCCGCUGAUACUGGCUUCUUCCUCAUUGCCAUCCUCAACGGUGUUUCUUGUCUUGGUCGCAUUCUUCCAGGUUAUGCCGCAGACAAGAUCGGUCGCUUCAACACCCUCGCCGUCAUGAUAGUCUUCACCCUGGUCUUCAUGCUCGUUCUCUGGCUUCCAUUCGGUUCAACUUCUCUUCCUGCUCUCUACGCCUUCUCUGCGCUCUUUGGAUUUGGGACAGGCAGCUGGAUGGCGCUGACACCGGCUUGUGUUGGGCAGCUCUGCAGAGCUGAGGAGUUUGGCAGGUACUAUGGGUCCAUGUACUUCGUCGCAAGUUUGGCCACACUGAUCUGUAUUCCUAUCAGUGGUGAACUGGUUCAGAAGGUUGGCCCACAGCCAAUGGUAGGGUUCUUCUGCGCCAUUCUUGCGCUGAGUCUGGUUUCUUUCGUGUUCAGUCGAUGGGCAUGCUUAGGGAGACAGUGGACCCUGAAGGUCAAAGUGUGAAAGUCUUUCGCUGUUUGUCCUUGCGUAAUUAGUACACACAUGAUGCAACG